This is a messenger RNA of Erythranthe guttata (spotted monkey flower), 1294 nucleotides long. The record is from RefSeq and is a predicted model, not a curated record. NCBI's taxonomy places the organism in Eukaryota, Viridiplantae, Streptophyta, Magnoliopsida, Lamiales, Phrymaceae.
AUGUCUCACUCUCCCAUAUUCUAGAGAGAGAAACAAAAAUCUAGAGAGAGAGAGUGGUUUUAAAAUACAAGAAAUACAGAAAAGCAGAAGCGGCGCACAGAAAAAAAAAAGCAGUUGCAGAAGACACAGAAACAACCAUGGGAGCUAUGGCUCCGCCUCCUCAUUGGUCUCCCGUAGACGACCUUGUGCUUAAAAACGCCGUCGAGGGUGGUGCUUCUUUGGAAUCUCUUGCUAAAGGGGCUGUCCAAUUCACUCGGCGGUACGCAAUUCAUGAAAUACAGGAGCGCUGGUUCUCUCUCCUCUACGAUCCAGUGGUUUCUAGCGAAGCAUCAUCUAACAUGACCGAGCUCGAACUUUCCGGCUUCACAAACCAACCAAAGCCUCCCAACAAGUUCGAACCUGCAAAAGAGAUGAUGACAUCAUCAUCAGCACCGUGCACUUCAUCAAAGAGAAGAUCCGAAACAAUCCGUAAGUGCUACUACUCAAUGCGUAAGAGAAUAUGCAACGAACCCUUCGACUUGACGGGCCUCAAUCUUUUCUCAGACCCCACAAACUCCAAUCUCGUCGGCCCAAUUUCUGACGAAUUGGGAAUUCAAGAACCGGUCUUUGAUAUCCCCGACCCAAUUCCCAACGGAUUGGAAAUUCAAGAAACCGACUUUGUUAUGCGCGAACCGAUUUCCAACGAAUUCGGAAUUCAAGAACCCGACUUUGAUACCAAUUACUUCUCCGAUCUCGUCGGGCUCCACCCUUACCCUUACGAGGAGAAUAUUCCUCUCGGCGGCCCCCACAUCGAGGCGCAUGGAGGGUUCGACCAAUCGAACGAGCUCCCUCUUCCUGGCCUGUACAAUGACUUGGCGAAUGCGGAGUUUGUGGGCAAUAAUUUCGAGCCACAAAUCCCGAUUUGGAAUGACUCCCGAGUAAUACAUAUCGGAGAGGAAGAAAAUCCAGACCCCGAAUUGCGAAAUGUAUUUUACGCUAAUAUCACAAAUACUCUGUUUGAAGACUUUACUACCGAUGCAAAUAACGCAAUAGACGAUUCCUACAUAGAUCAUUUUAGUGCAGUUCUAUUGAGUUCUCCCAUUCAAAAUGAGGUGUCUACUGCCGAUCCAGGUGAAUCUGUGGUGGCAGCUGAUGUGGCAGCUGCUCCUGUGGGGCCGGACGACUGUGGCUCCCACCAGUUCAAAGUUCCAGAAGCUGAGGUGGCGUGCCAUGUGUUAGAGGUGAAGAAUUUGGGUCCGGAAUAUCGCAAUGGUGUUAUUUGUUGCACGUGAACACGGAGGAUAUGGAAGUGCCG